Molecule: messenger RNA, 690 nt
Organism: Arxiozyma heterogenica
Lineage: Eukaryota; Fungi; Ascomycota; Saccharomycetes; Saccharomycetales; Saccharomycetaceae
Gene: HTC1
Product: Htc1p
Exons: 1
Coding region: 1-690 (229 amino acids)
Biological process (GO): N-acetylglucosamine metabolic process
Cellular component (GO): cytoplasm
Source: RefSeq, a predicted model, not a curated record
AUGACAUUAACUAAUAAUAAUACAUCUAUACAUCCAACGAAACUAUCUAUUGCCUCAGAUGUAAUUCCAUGGGAUGAUGUUAUAAAAUAUAUCAAUAAAAAAGAAUUAUUUAAAUUAAAAAGGUCCAAAAAACAAACGGAUAGAUACCAUAAACAUAAAGAUGAAUUGAAAAAACAACAUAUAACAGUCUCCCAAUUCAUAUUGCAAAAGAUUUUAAAAUGGGAUGCUAAUGAAAUUUAUGAAUUAAAUCAUAUAAAAUAUGUAACGGCCCAACAACAAUUAAAGACGAUUUUAACAAACAAACAGUUAUUUAAGGUCACAAUCAACGAUUUUCCUUACAAUUAUGAACCAAACGUUUUACAUCUCUUGAUUUGGUCAAAGAUCAAAUUACCAAUUUAUAUAAAUGACACUACAGAUAUCGAUGGUAUCAACAUUGACCAUAAUAAAUAUCCCGAUAUGAACCCAGAAUGUGAGAGACUCAUUGAUAAGUUUUUGUCGAAGACUUUACAUGACAAAUACAAACUAUCAUACGGCGAUGAUUAUGUGUGGUUUGUCAAUUAUUUGAGUUUACAAAGUAUUAAAGAUUUGUCACAUAUCCACGUUUUAAUCAAAUUCCAUUCUGAACAAGAAAAAUUGAAGAUGGCCAAUAUCUUGACUCAAGAUGGACAGUUCAGAUCAUUAGUAGAUUAA